CGGUGACAUCGGCGUUCUAAACACCAGGCCGCCGAAAGAUAGUGGGUCCCGCGGAGUCAAGUACCUUACCCCACAGGAAAGGAACCGACCCCUGUCCCGACGCGCGAAUCCACCUGCCGCGGUCUCGGUUCGGGUCGAAAAUUGUUGUCCCCGCGUUCAUUCGGAGCAGUCUCGUCCCGUCUUGUUGGGGAAUCCAUUAUCACCUACUUACCUUGUCCGUCAAUCACGUUCAUAGCAUCAAAUCAUUACCUACCUUAACAUCCGUCGACAUCUUCCCACGUCCGCCGAACUGAUCACCGAAACAACAUCGACACCACACCACACACCAAACAACACCAACAAUGGCUGGCUCAGCUCUCCGCAAGGGCUACCUAGUCCUUUACAAUGCCGCCUCGGCCGUCGCCUGGGCCACGAUCCUCGGCCGCGUCGCGUCCGUCUACUUUGCCAAGGGCGCGCCCUUUGUACCGCUGGUCGUCGAUGACUUUGCUCGUGUUACGCAGACCUUUGCUGUCAUGGAGAUCUUCCAUGCUCUUACCGGCAUCGUCCCCGCCCCAAUUUUCACCACCGUCAUGCAAGUCGCCUCGCGCCUGAUGCUCGUCUGGGGUAUCUCGUACCCCUUCCCGCACCUCAACAGUUCGGCCUGGUACACCUCCAUGUUGACGGCCUGGUCCACCACCGAGGUGAUCCGGUACAGCUACUUUGCGCUCAAGCAGGUCGACUUCAUUCCUUACUGGCUGCACUGGCUGCGGUAUAGCGCCUUCCUGGUGCUGUACCCAAUGGGCAUCAGCUCCGAGGUGGCCAUGAUCUUCAAGGCGCUCGUGGGUCCGGCCGAUCAGCUCGCGACUUGGUACCCUUAUGCGCUGGUUGCUGUGCUGUUGUCGUAUAUCCCUGGCUCGGUGGUGCUGUAUAGCCACAUGUUGAGCCAGAGGAGGAAGCAGGUUGGUGGUGGUGCUAUCAAGGAGAAAAAGGAGAAGAAGAGGCAGUGAGGGGUUACAGAGUUUUAGACUACCUAGGCUGUGGUUGUUGUAAAGAGGAGGGGUUUGGCUUGGGCUGGACUGGCGUGCGACGUAUGCUCACAGCCUACCCGCCCCUGCUGUUGAAAUGUCGUGGUCACGGUAAAUGAUUUUUACAAGCCACUUGGACUGUGGAUUCUGCGGCCGAGCUAAUCGGGGGAAUAUACAUAAUACUUUCAAAGAGUUUCCGUGAUUUAAAGAUAAUGAUAGACGGAUUAUGAUGGGAAAAAAACGAAAUGACUUGGGCUAUUAGAUGGAAGGUUACGGUUAUUAGGGUGCGCUUCUAUGCGCGAAUGACAUCACCGUUACUGCUUUCAUACCAGUCGUUCCGCAACCACUUAACAAUCAUAUCUCUAGCAUCAUGCGCCA
Molecule: messenger RNA, 1382 nt
Organism: Neurospora crassa OR74A
Lineage: Eukaryota; Fungi; Ascomycota; Sordariomycetes; Sordariales; Sordariaceae
Product: protein tyrosine phosphatase
Exons: 2
Coding region: 342-986 (214 amino acids)
Biological process (GO): very long-chain fatty acid biosynthetic process; fatty acid elongation; sphingolipid biosynthetic process
Cellular component (GO): endoplasmic reticulum membrane
Molecular function (GO): 3-hydroxyacyl-CoA dehydratase activity
Source: RefSeq, a predicted model, not a curated record